Molecule: messenger RNA, 654 nt
Organism: Babesia ovata
Lineage: Eukaryota; Apicomplexa; Aconoidasida; Piroplasmida; Babesiidae
Product: G-coupled receptor 1-like protein, putative
Exons: 1
Coding region: 1-654 (217 amino acids)
Source: RefSeq, a predicted model, not a curated record
AUGGAUUUUCUCAAGGCGUUUAACAGUUUUGCCUGCAUCGGAUUUCAGCGCAUAAUUUUCGUCACCACUUCCAUUCUUAAUCAUGCCAUCCAAAUCCUCCACGUAGUGAUAAACAUCUUCUUUUUUACCUUGCAACGGCGGGUUUUGAUCUUCCUUCUUAACGAGGUCCCUGACGGCUUUUACGAAGCCAUCGAAUUUUUGUCCAUGGUCGGAGUGGAGAUCUUUGAUUUCUUGUUGGACAGCAUCUUUGCCUUGUUUGCCGGAGUAUUUUGUCUUAUUUUCGGCGGACACUUGAAGCUCUGGAAUUUUACUGGUAAUUUUAUCCCACUCUUUGCUCACCUUCUCUGUCAUAUGCGUAUUAUAUUCCUUCGCGACUUCACCAAGCUUAUAAUUUGGCGGGGCACUUGGAGCGCCGCUCGGCUGCGCCGUCUCCUUCGGAAACUUAUCCGCAACUUCAGUAUCAAUUGCCUUAUCAAGCUUGUCGGAGAUUUUAGCCUGAUUGCCAACUUUGUGAUCGGAGCCUUGUCCAUUAAGCGCCUUUUCGAGAUUGUCGUGAAGCCCAUUCACAACCGGCGUCAUUCUGUCAAGGAUGGAAGCGAUGCUUCCUUCACUGGGGCUGAUGCCGUGCUUCUCGUCGAUGUUGAGGAACACUGA